CUUUAAGUGUAUUACAAAACCCACCCCAUGUUGGCAUGUUAGAUCCUUAAUUACCGAAGUUUACAAACAAAGAUAACUUAGCAAACCAAUCCAAAACAAACCCACUUUCUCAAUCUAUAAAUAGAUUUCAAAGAUGGUUCAUUUCAUUAUCAGUUUAGUUUCAGAUCAAUUCUAACUAGUAUUGUCAAUAAUUCUCUAGUGAAAAUAGUACCAACUAAUGAUGAAGAAUUCCUUCAGUGUCCAAUGUAUAGUUAUCACUAUGUUAUUCAUCGUCUCAACGGGAGCUUCUUACCAUCCACCACAGAAAGUAGGUUGUGCAAAUAGUCGUAGUAAAUGCUCAGCUAAGUCUGUUACUUGUCCAGUCGAAUGCCCAAGUGUUCAACCAACAGACCCGAAUGCUAAAGCUUGCUAUAUUGAUUGUAAUGUACCAACAUGUGAAGCUAUUUGCAUAACUAGGAAACCUAACUGUAAUGGUUCCGGAGCAGCUUGUUUAGAUCCCAGCUUCACCGGUGGAGACGGUACUGUUUUCUACUUCCACGGGAAGAGCAAUGAACAUUUUAGCUUAAUCUCUGAUCCCAACCUCCAAAUUAAUGCCAGGUUCAUUGGCCUACGGCAUGAAGGGAAAACUAGAGAAUAUACAUGGAUUCAGGCUCUAGGUAUGAUGUUUGAUUCUCAUACCUUCUCUGUGGAAGCCAGGAAAGUAGCAAAAUGGGAUAGCGAAGUAGACCAACUCGAAUUCUCUUUCGAUGGGAAAGCAUUAGUAAUACCAGAAAUCCAUCUUCCCGGAUGGAAGUCUCCUGAACAAGACCUAAAAGUAGAGAGAACAUCAAACAAAAACAGUGUCAAGAUUACUCUCACAGAUUUUGUAGAGAUUUCAAUUAACAUUGUUCCAGUAACAAAGGAAGAUAACAAGGUUCACAACUAUCAGCUACCUUCAAAUGACUGUUUUGCUCACUUGGAAGUACGGUUUAGAUUCUUCGGCCUUUCUCCUGAUGUAGAAGGUGUUCUUGGGAGAACAUAUAGACCAGAUUUAAAGAAUCCAGUAAAGCCCGGUGUUGCGGUGGCAGUAGUUGGUGCUGAGGAUAAAUACAGGACAAAGUCGCUUCUUUCCUCUGAUUGUAACUCUUGUGUGUUCUCCCCAACUGGGGUCGUUGCAAAUGACAAUCCAUUACUGAUGGAUUAUGGCACACUGGAUUGUUCUCGUGGGGGUAACGGCGGAAACGGCAUAAUCUGCAAGAAAUGAACGUCAACCUUUGUACAUACUACAAACGAUAAAAGGAUGGCAAGGGACUUUUUUUUGUGGUACUGGUUAAUGUAGUUUCCAGUUUCAUUUUAAAAUCUGUACUUUUAUCUUUGAUGUUUAAAGCAGCUGCAAUACAAAGAAAGUAGUUUCCAGUUUCA
This is a messenger RNA of Papaver somniferum (opium poppy), 1401 nucleotides long. RefSeq lists its product as uncharacterized. The record is from RefSeq and is a predicted model, not a curated record. The coding region runs from base 218 to 1243 and encodes 341 amino acids. NCBI's taxonomy places the organism in Eukaryota, Viridiplantae, Streptophyta, Magnoliopsida, Ranunculales, Papaveraceae. The transcript has 2 exons.